GGCGCCUUGGGAGCGGGCGCUCGGCAGGGCCUCCUCGGCCCGGGCGCGGCGCGGCGCGGCUCGGCGACAGGGCGAGCGAACGCGCCGGGAGCACGCAGGCGCUCUGCUCCGGUUGGCCCUCGGCCGGCGCGCGGCGCGGGAGCAGCCCGCAGCCCGGCCCCGCGCCCCGCGCCCCGCGCCUCCCGCGCCCCCCGGCCGCCCGUCGGCAGCGGCCCCUCGGCAACCCGCCCACCCCGAGCGCGCGCGGCGGCGGCGGGACGGGCCCGGGCCGCCCGAGCGCGCCCUCCCGCCCGCGGCCACUCGCAGCCGGCGCUGGCCGGGCCGACGCGCCCCGCGGGCGGCCGGAGCGCGGCCUCGGCCUCGGCUUCGGCGGGAGCGAGCCCCGGGCCGCAGCCCGCGGGAGGCGGCGCGGGCGGCGGCGGGCACUGACGGCGUCGCGGGGCGCUCCCGGGCGGCGGCGCAGCAGCGCAGGGGGCGGAGGCAGGGGCGCCCCGGCCAGGAUGCUGCGGUUCCUGCGCCGGACCUUUGGCCGUCGCUCCAUGCAACGCUACGCGCGGGGCGCGGCGGGGCGCGGGGCCGCCGGGCUGGGGGACGAGCGCGACGGGGGGCCGCGCGGGGGCCCGGCCACCGCCGCUGCGUCCUCGGCGCUGCCGGCUGCGCCUGGGGGCAGCGUGUUCCCGGCCGGCGGCGGGCCCCUGCUCACGGGCGGCGCGGCCGUGCACAUCUCCGCCGCCGGCGCGGCCAAGGCCACCCUCUACUGCCGCGUCUUCCUGCUCGACGGGACCGAAGUGAGCGUGGACCUGCCGAAACAUGCCAAAGGCCAGGACUUGUUUGACCAGAUCGUGUACCACUUGGACCUUGUGGAAACAGAUUACUUUGGUCUCCAGUUCCUUGAUUCUGCCCAAGUCACGCAUUGGCUGGAUCAUUCCAAACCCAUAAAAAAGCAAAUGAAAAUUGGACCUGCUUAUGCUUUGCACUUUCGAGUUAAAUACUAUUCUUCAGAACCGAACAACCUUCGAGAAGAGUUUACAAGGUACCUGUUUGUUUUACAACUCAGGCAUGACAUUCUUUCUGGAAAAUUGAAAUGCCCCUAUGAAACGGCUGUGGAAUUAGCUGCUCUCUGUUUACAAGCGGAGCUUGGGGAGUGCGAGCUUCCAGAACACACACCAGAGCUUGUGUCUGAGUUUCGGUUCAUUCCAAAUCAGACAGAAGCGAUGGAAUUUGAUAUCUUCCAGAGAUGGAAAGAGUGCAGGGGAAAGAGCCCUGCCCAGGCGGAACUCUCCUACCUGAAUAAAGCGAAGUGGCUGGAAAUGUAUGGGGUAGACAUGCACGUUGUCAGGGGAAGAGAUGGCUGUGAAUAUUCUCUUGGACUGACCCCGACAGGCAUAUUAAUCUUUGAAGGAGCUAACAAAAUAGGCUUAUUCUUUUGGCCUAAGAUUACCAAAAUGGAUUUUAAAAAGAGCAAACUGACCCUUGUGGUGGUCGAGGAUGAUGACCAGGGACGUGAGCAGGAGCACACGUUCGUGUUCCGCUUGGACAGCGCCCGCACCUGCAAGCACCUGUGGAAGUGUGCCGUGGAGCACCAUGCUUUCUUCCGCCUGCGCACACCAGGGAAUGGCAAGUCCAGCAGAUCCGACUUCAUUCGCCUGGGCUCCCGCUUCCGGUUCAGUGGACGGACGGAAUACCAAGCUACACAUGGUGCCAGGUUGCGAAGAACCAGCACCUUUGAGAGGAAACCUAGCAAACGUUACCCAUCCCGGAGGCAUUCCACGUUCAAAGCCAGCAACCCAGUGAUAGCUGCUCAGCUCUGCUCUAAAACAAAUCCCGAAGUCCAUAAUUACCAGCCUCAGUACCAUCCUAAUGUCCACCCCAGCCAGCCCCGGUGGCACCCUCAUUCUCCAAAUGUCAGCUACCCGCUCCCCUCCCCAGUGCUCAGCCCCUCGGACCGGCUGCCAUUUGGCAUUGAGGAGAACGGGGGCACACCGUUCCCCCCCAAAGCUUCUGGAAGGCAUCACCACCAGCACCAGCACCAGCACCAGCACCACUCCCACUACGGCCUCUCACUGACCCUAGAGAGCAAAGAAGGGCCUCUGAGGUCCCCGAACUCCAGCAGCAAGCCCCUUACCAAGUUGAACCCGGGAGCACCUGCCCUGUUCAGCGAAGCUGCCGCUCAUCUGAAGAAGCUGGAACUGGAGACAGUGAAGGCUGCUGGACCCUGGCCCGCCCUGCACAUCAACAUCAACAAGGCUGAAGAGAAGAAAGUUUCGGAGAAGACCCUUCAGAGCCCACUGUUGCCUUCCCCCGUGGUGGAUCACGUGAAGUGCAACAUUUUGAAAGCGCAGUUGGAGAAUGCUCCUCGGGUGAAUGCCCAGAUUGGAAAAGAAGAAUCAAUGUUUGUAAAUAUCAAUAAGAAAUCCAGUCUUCAGGACACUAAUGUAAGAAGUCCUAUCCCAAUACGUGUGGAAACUGCCCAGCCUGCUGUGGAAAAGCUGGAAAUCAAGCCUCCCCGAGUGAGGAAGUUAACAAGACAAUAUAGCUUUGAUGAAGACGACCUCCCUCCAGACCUGGCUGAGGCAGUGGGCACCACCACAGCUACAACCACAGACACCAUGACUGCUGCCACACAAGUCUCGGUGCCACUGGCAUCCCCCAAGGUCCAGAAAGUCAGCUCACCUCAGAAGUCAGAAGGCAAGAGCCCGCUGUCCCCGGGGGCCAAGAGCCCCUCUGACCGAGGAGGCACCUUCACCUUGGAGCCGGGUGAUCUUCUCAUGGAUUUCACAGAAGUGACUCCUCUGGCAGAACCCGCCAGCAACCCCCACUGUGCCCACUCUCGCUGUUCUCCUCCACUCUCUCUCCCCAUGAAGGAAGAGACCACUGGAGUUUGCAUGUACCCUCCAAUCAAAACGAGGCUGAUAAAAACAUUCCCGGCUGACCCAAUGAGCCCGUUUCCUGAUCCUUUUACGACAGGGCCGCAGUUCACCGCAGACUUUAGAGACAGUAAAUUACAGUGCUGUCCUGGCCAGUCUUCCCCGCUGAUUCCAGCAGCAGCCCUGCGGCCUUUGACAGAGACCGUCUCCACAGUACAGACCAUCUACACCACCCGGAAGCCUGUUUCUCUGGCAGCCAGUGCAGAGACACUCCGGCAGGAACUGGAAAGAGAGAAGAUGAUGAAAAGACUGCUGAUGACUGAACUGUGAAAUUCCCCUUUGUUGGCCGGAGGAUGGCAUGGUGCCUUCUGUCCGUUUCCUUUCCUCGGGCUCUGUGUGCUCACUCCAGCACAACACACAAAUGUUGUGACUCUGUUCGCCCAGGUCUCCAUGGUCAGUGGAAGCCAGCUUCGGGCUUGACUUUUAUUGGAAAAGUUAUUUUAUGUCUCCUGAGCAUGAGAGGUUUUUUCCUGCUCAGUGUAGUGGAGACAGGAUUUGGUAAGUCUAGAAGCAGAAAGAGGGGAAAACAGGGAUUCCAAAUUGAGAGGUUCCUGUGUGUAUCUGUUAAGUACCACGGGGUCAACCCUCUGCUAACAGUCUCAACCAUGUGAUUUUGUAUGAUAGAAACUUGCACCAAGCAUCGACUGUUUGUUAAAAGAGUCAUUUUUAAUGAGAGAAUAAUUCUUUACUGCUGGUUUUUCAUUUACACUGAUAAAUACACAGAUCUUAUAAAGUCCUUUAUUUUUAUUCAGACUUGAGUAGAUGAACUAAAAAAAAGAAAGUUACAUGUCACUACCACUAAAAGUACUUCAGCUUAAUCUGAAAUAUAAUUUAAUGUGUGGACUUGAAUAUGAGUUUAUCUAGGAUAAAUAGAAUUUAUCAUUGGACCCCCAAGUAGGAAAUUCUAACUUAAAUUACCUAAAAAAUCCUUUCAAUGUUAAAAUAAUUUGAUAUCAAGGAAAUUCAUUUGAGUUUUCCAAAAAGGAAAAUUAUUUCUAAAGUUAAUCAAUUCAUAUACCGUUGGUAGAAACUUGACCAGAAGAAACUUUGCUCCCUUUUUGUAUAGUUUCAAGAAAUGUGUUUUUAAAUUUUUAUUAUGCACUUGAACAACCUUUGCAGGAAUAAAGGAACCCCCAAACCACAAAUUACCCUCUAAAUUAUUUCCCUAGCUUUCUCAAUGAAUAUGCACAUGUUUUUACAUAGCUAUGAUUAGCAUAGACAUUCUUUUGUUGUAUUUCCCCUCUGGUGAACACUUUUCUCCAUAUCAGCCAGGUCCUAUGCUCACCAAUUUCAAUGUCUUUAAAUCCAUGUAACACAGCUAACCUCACUUCUCCCCAUUAUUAGAUAUUUGAGUUACAUCCAAUUUUUCACUCUUAUAAAUAGUGCUGCUAUGAAUGUCUUUGUAAAAAAAAAAAUAUGCUCCUUCCUUUGGAUUAUUCCCUUAGGAAUAUCUCCAAAGAGGGAUACAAGGUCAAAGAGCAUGAGGUAUUUUAUAGCUCUUGUUUUAUAUUGCCAGAUUGCUUUCUAGAAAGAUCCAAUCUCUGGAUUGGAAGGACCUCAAAGGUCAUCUAGUUUCACUCCCUACCCCCUCUGAAUGCUUGAACCCGUUUAAAAUUUAUGAUGCCACCAGCAAUGUAUAAGCAUUUCUGUUUGCCAGUAGCUCUGCCAGUGUUGGGUUUUGCCAUUUUAAUUUAUUUUUGCUAGUUUAAUAGAUGUGUAUAGUUGUUCUUGAAAAGUUUUUUUAUUUCAUUAAUUGCUAGCAAGGCUGAGCACUUUUCCGUGUGAUGAUUUUACUAGCUGUAUUUCCCUAUAUGUAAGCUGUCCAUUCAUUUCUGACGACCGCUUGUUAAGUAGAAUUGAUCUCAAACAUUUGUAUCAGAACUGCAUUUUUCUGUUGUAUUGUAUAGUUUGCUCUCCUGUCCCUAUCCUGACAACUGAAUGGUGCCAAUAAUUUGAUACUAAUGACUAUAAAAAAGCAAUGCCUCAUUUGUUAGCAUUAUUGUCAAUGAGGUACAUAAACAAAUAUUCAGAUAACCAAGGAGUAACCCUUUAAGUGCUGACUUUAAAAUUUUAAUAUUUUUUGAGGGAAAUCUUUCUAUGAUGUAUUACAUACUUCCCUGCCUUAGAAAACAGAGUAUACUGGAGAGUAUUCAACCUUUUCUUGAUGAACCAUUGUCAUCAUUAUAAACAUCAGCCCUGUAUUUACCUUGGUAUGGUGCAGUGAUGUCACCAAGAGCUAUCAAAAUGUGUAGGGCUUAGCUUGGCCUUUUGUAGGCUGUGACGCUCUUCUCAUUGGUGGCUUUUUACUGCUGCCUGCUCUAUCAGUAGAGCUAUCUGGGGUACUUGUAGUUGGAGGGGCUUUUUACCCCCACGACCUACCCCCAGCUUUAGCUGUUAUUUAUCUCGUGUACCUGACACAAAAUGUGUUCCUGUAGAACAUGGAGUUGUCACCUCUUGCCAAUCUAGCAACCUCUGCCUCUUCUGUACUGCUUUCUGAGGCCUCUAUUCCCUAUCUCCUGCCCUCUGAUGGAAACUUCCAGGACACCGCUGGAGGUUUCCCAGGGAAGCCAGGAAACAAGUAUUUCAUAUACAUCAGGUUCGCUUUGCUUCUGAGGAGGGAUGCAUGGAUGUCUUGGCUGCUGUUACAGGAGUCUGAGUCUCCUGCUUUGUCCCCACAUCCCCCUGUGUUCCCAGGUGUUUCAGAAAUUUGAUGUCACUGGAAGUCUGAGCACAAAUAAGUUAGUUGUUACUGUAUAUGAAAACCCAGUAUCCUUGGCAGCUCACCUCUAACCAGUAAAUUCCAGAGGACUCCAU
Messenger RNA from Castor canadensis (American beaver), 5741 nucleotides. RefSeq names its product erythrocyte membrane protein band 4.1 like 4B (gene Epb41l4b). Gene Ontology annotation, biological process: actomyosin structure organization. The record is from RefSeq and is a predicted model, not a curated record. Gene Ontology annotation, molecular function: cytoskeletal protein binding. Gene Ontology annotation, cellular component: cytoskeleton. NCBI's taxonomy places the organism in Eukaryota, Metazoa, Chordata, Mammalia, Rodentia, Castoridae.